CACCUGGCGUCCAGUGCCAAGCCGGCCGCACAAACGAAUACGAUUUGAAUAAUUUUCGAUAAUAUAUUGUUUUAAUCGCGAAACAAAUUUUAGGUUUAGUAAAGAACUUUAAUAGGAAUUUGAACACUUGUUUUUAUGGGUUUUUUUCCAUGUCGUCUAUACAUGGACCAGAUCUGAGCCUGACUUAUGAUAUAGCGAGUGCACUUAUAAAAAAUCAAUAAGCUCCAUCACUCCAUGACCCGGUCCAUUAACAACUUCAUAAGUUAUCAAACCUUAACGUAUAUUUACAUCAUUGAUUACGAAGCAUAGAAUACGUUAUGUUACUGAUGAAUAUAUAAAAAGACUCGUGAAUUGAUUAUAUGUGUAUAUAUAAAAAGACUCGUUAGUUUAGUCUGCAUCAUGGGCUCUAUUUAAAGCACAAGAAGUUUUGCUUCAAACAUCAAAACAACUAAAAAGUACAAUAUUAAGGAUCAAAACAGUGUAUUUAAUUUGGUGUCUGUAAUGGCAAUCUCCACGAUGGGAAAGAAAAAUGUGGGUUUGGCCCUAGCAAUGUGUCUGGUUCUCUCAAGCUUCCAUGAGAUUUCUUGUCAGGUAAGCAAGCCACGAUCAGAUACCUUUUUCCUAAUUAUUACCAUAGUUGGCGGAAGCAGGGAAUUUGGAACGUUAGAGAGUCAAGAAUCUCAAUCUAAUGUUCAAACCUUCGAAGGGAAAGAGACAUCAUCUGUGUCUCACUCUGUCGAAGCCGAGUCUGAAGCUGCUAGUAGUUAUGAAGCGGGUCAAGGUUCGAGUAGCUCGGAAGACAUCAAACGUCUAUUGCAAGGGUUUAAUAAAAAUGCUGGAUCUGAAGCUGAAUUAAUGGAUGCUUCUGAAACCGGUGCUUCGAAUCAGGAAAGGGUGAAAGAGCUUCAACGCCAGAUAGAAGCUUCGGCAUCUAGCAGAACUGUUGUAGAAGAAGAAGAAAUCACAGAGGAAAAGAGUAAGGUGGAAACAAGUGGAAACACAUUCCAAGCUGAGGGAAACCGAGGGUUCAUGAUAAAGGAACCGACAAUAACUAGAAAUGAAGAUGGGUCAAUGGGGAGUCGUGAACAGUAUGAGUCGAAGCAAGAGUCAGUGGAGGGUCGUCUAGAGUAUGAGUCGAAGACAAGCAGUAGUGGCUCAGGGGUUCUGGGAUCUCUAGCAAUUGGACAGUCAGAAACUCAGAAGAGCUUAAUUUUUUGUUGCUGUGGGCAUGCAGGUGCAUGGCGCUGUAUUAACCAAGACAAUAAUGGUGUUAAGGGAGACGAUUCUAUAGUUAUACCAAAGUAUGACUUAAAUGACAUCAUCAAGGAAGAAUCCAUCAAGGGCUCCUCGUCAAAGACCUCUAGUCUCAUAACAUCGCUGACCGAGAUUGUUGAUAAUCAUAAGAAAAGACGAUGGACGACAGAUGUAAAAAUAGGAAAGGUUUCUACUACAGAAACAUCAGAGAAGGUAACUAAGCUAAAAAUGACCUUGAAAAAGUACGUUGGUAUAAAGGUGCGUGAGCUCGUGCAUCGUUCGGAUUACGAGGAGAUAUUGACGAUGGCUGCACGCUAUGAGGAACUAACCCGUGCUAAGGUAACCUACAUUUCGAGGCUGGCCACAUACGGGACUGUGAUAAGAGAAGGAUUCAAAGCCUCUCAGCGAGUGAAAACCGUGCACCAGCGUGUCAUAUUGCAUGAAAACGUGGCCAUAGAGAAGCAGAAAAGGGUGGACGCUGAGUUCGAGUUAGUCAAGGCUUUGGCUCAGAAAGGAGACAACUUGGCCGUCCAAAUAUUCGCAAUGAAGAAGGCGGUGUUGAAGCUUGAGGCCGAGAAGAAACAAGUUGAGAUUCAAUUCCAGAAGAGUGUCGAGAAUCUAUCAAGCGUUCUAGAGGAAUCGUCUCACGCAUACGAGAAGCAUCGUGUGGUUGUGCGCGAGUGGAAGGAGGUGCAAGCAUCUGCUGAAUAUUCGCUUGAGACCAUCGAGAAGGCAGAUGUCGUUUGGGUUCAGUUUCUCAACACUCUUACUUAGAUACAAGUACUCUCUUAUGUUUCUUCUCAAUUGAUUUACGCACUUUUUAUCUUGUUUUAUGUUUCAGUAUUCCUUGUCAUCAUUACUUUUCAAUAAAAUUUGUUUGUUUUCGAUCGAGACUAUAUAUGGACUAAUGUCAACAUCCUUAUAAACCAAAUUCAAUAAAUUUAUUUUAUUAAUUCAAAGCUAAAGAUAUAUCAUGUCAUCAUCUCAUGGCUUUGAAAGUAAUAUGAGUAUAACUUGCUGAGUUGUGAACAAUUUAGUUUAAUCCACAAAACAACUUUUUCAACUCCUCCAUAUUUACUUCAUCUUCUUAAUAAUAGAUUAAUUUAGGCCAAGUUAAUUAAUCUAGAAGCUAGUAAAUCAUUUUAUGUCCAAAUUGUGUUCGUUGAAACAUAUGAAUGAAUUUUAUAAAUGUUUUGUAUUUUUAGACAAUAAAGAUUAAUUUGUCCAAAAAGACAAUAAAUAUUGAUGAAUGAAGUGCUAAUUAACUACUUAGACUUGUGUUUAACACACAACAGAUUUGUGAUUAUUAAUAUAAAUUGAUGAUAGAUAUUUAAUUAGUGUAUGAUAUUAUCAAUGAAAUGAAUUAGUUUACAUUACUGUUCUUAAACCUAAAGAUUACUAUUGAUUGAUCAAUCAUCAUAAAUUAGUAUCUAGUCACUCAAAUUAAUUACUUUAAACCCAAGAAUUUAUUUGGUAAUCAUUUUUUAAAAUUAUCUGCUUCAACUCCCAUUUGGUGUUUUAGUUGCUUCUUGUUAGCUCUCUGUCUACUUGCUUUUAUUGCAAAGUUCAUUCGAUCAUUUUAAUUUGAAUUAUCACUAGUUAUUAGAAUUGAUUAAACUUGUUUACCUUAAAUUAGAUUACUAUUUACAUUUACAAUAUGUCUAUUCACUCUUUUUGAGGUUCGACUUUCAGUACUACUACUACAUUGAUAUGUUGUAUGCUCAGGGAUGAGUGCAGUUGAGGUUAUUAAACUUCAACCAUUUCAAUAUGACAAUAUCGUUAUAUUUUAUAGGUUAUUUUUCCUUUCAUAUAGGUAUUUUACACAAACAUAGGACUUACAUAUAUAUACUAUCAGCUUAAAAUUGUUGAUUGGUAAAAAAUGUUUAUAAAUAGAAAUUAUAGCCAACGUCUUGAGAUCGUGAAGUCUGAUUUUGAAUUAAUGAUCUCUUUUAAAAGCAUAUGAUGGUUCUUUUUUGCUAAAAAAUAUAGUUGAUGGUUGAGUUAAGGCCGACACAUAUGUUGUCACAUAUGCAUGAUCAUAUACUCCAUAUAUAUAAUGUAUUUAAUUGUCUCAUGUUGCACGCUAAUAUUAUCUUAUACCUGUAAACAUUUCUCAGCCAAUGAGUGCAAUGUAAAACACUGAUCGACAGACUAGUCUAUAUAAAAUAUAUGUGCUUAUCUAAAAGAUACGAUUUGGUAGUACUGACCAUCGCAUUAUUGAAUUACAUCAGCAAAGAAGU
Brassica rapa (field mustard) is the source of this 3494-nucleotide messenger RNA. Its product is annotated as NAI2-like protein. The record is from RefSeq and is a predicted model, not a curated record. NCBI's taxonomy places the organism in Eukaryota, Viridiplantae, Streptophyta, Magnoliopsida, Brassicales, Brassicaceae.